Vicia villosa (hairy vetch) is the source of this 1122-nucleotide messenger RNA. RefSeq names its product F-box/kelch-repeat protein At3g23880-like. Gene Ontology annotation, molecular function: protein binding. Lineage: Eukaryota; Viridiplantae; Streptophyta; Magnoliopsida; Fabales; Fabaceae. The record is from RefSeq and is a predicted model, not a curated record. The coding region runs from base 1 to 1122 and encodes 373 amino acids. The transcript has a single exon.
AUGUCGCUCCUAUUCCUCUCGGAAGAUAUCAUCGUACAAGUCCUAUUAUACCUUCCGGUUAAAUUUUUGAUGCAACUGAGAUGCGUUAGCAAAGCAUGGAACACCAUCAUCUCUGAUCCCAAAUUCAUUAAACUGCACCUUCAACGUUCCACAAAAGACAGGAAUCUUACACAAAUCUUGUGCUUGUUUAAGGACUCUUGUAUGCAACCCUAUCCCCUCAAAACUUUACUAAACACUCCUUCCAUACUAGAUUCCACCGGACAAGACUUCUCACUCGGUGCCGACACCCGCUACCAACUCAUUGGUUCCUGCAAUGGAUUGCUAUGUUUUAGAGUUUUUACAUUUACGGACUUUCAAAACACUUUGUUUCAAUUAUGGAACCCAGCCACCAACGCAUUUUCUGUCUCCUUUGGACAACAUUCGAAUUCUCACACACAUAUAUGUGACUAUCUCAGGUUUUCUAGGUUUUCAUUUGGUUAUGAUAAUUCAACUGAUACUUAUAAGAUUUUGUAUAUGGGUCCGAACAAAUUCGAAAUAUUUAGUUAUGGGAGUAAUGUUUGGAAACUUAUUCAACUGUUUCAUGUUGUUCCUUUAGACCAUUGGAAAAUUGCUCCCGGAAAACGUUGUAUUUUCAAUCAUGAUAUGUAUUUGAAUGACACUAUUAACUUUUUGGCCCGAGAUAUUGCUCAACAUAUUGUGAUUAUCUCGGUGAAUUUAGGUACAGACACAUAUCACGAGUUGCUUCCCCCUCAAGAAUUUGUUGAAGUUCCACUUCAUUUGCCAACUAUUUCUGUGUUAGAGGACUCACUUUGUUUUUGUCACCAUACACAGAAAACCCAUUUUAUUAUAUGGAAGAUGAAGGAGUUAGGAAUUGAAAAGUCUUGGACUCUAUUUCUUAAAAUAAGUUAUCAGGAUUUGGAUAUUGGUAUUAAAUAUAGAUAUUUUAUGGCCCCAUUGUGCGCUUACGAGAAUGGCAUCGCACUAAUACUAGCAAAUCGCCGUCGUGGAUUGGAAGUGAUUAUAUAUAAUUGGAGUGAUGAUAGAAUAGAAAAAACUAGAUUGAGCAACGUGGAGUGGAUGUUUCCCUAUGAUUAUGUUGAAAGCUUGGUUUCUCCUUAUUAA